This is a messenger RNA of Opisthorchis viverrini, 216 nucleotides long. RefSeq lists its product as hypothetical. NCBI's taxonomy places the organism in Eukaryota, Metazoa, Platyhelminthes, Trematoda, Opisthorchiida, Opisthorchiidae. The record is from RefSeq and is a predicted model, not a curated record. The transcript has 2 exons. Bases 1 to 216 code for a protein of 71 amino acids.
AUGCAGACAAUCAGAGACGGUCAGUCAACAAAGGUGGCAGCCCAAAAACUACCAUCGGUAUUCGAGAAAUACACUCAUUUGCAAAUCAAUUUGGUUUUCAAGAGAGACUCAACCGGAUCUCUUGUUUAUGAUAUUCUACAACUGAAAGUGCCGCACACACGCCGCCUCAUGAUUCCGUUGGCAAGAUAUUCGAUAUAUCGCAGCAGAAUAUCAUAA